GAAGCUUCGGCUCUUCGGUGACCAUGUGCGGGCUUUCGAUGGCGCGGAUCGGAACCAAUCGCAUCGAGUGCACAGCCUGAGACGCCACAGCGCCGCCCUCGAACUGUGAGCCAUGGUGUUGAGGAGUUCGUGUAGCGCGAGGACCUCGGAGCAAUGACGUCGGUUGUACCUACCCAACCACGCGCCUUGGCAUUGAGCUUUGAGAAAAUGAAAUCCCGCCAACGGCCCGCUUCUACACUUCAUUCAUCCCUCACCGGACGACGUCUCGACAGAAAAGUCAGCGUCAAUUGGUCAUGUCGCGUACUGUUGAGCUAGGACGAGCUGUCCUUCACUCGCCCAGCGCAAAGCUCGACCUGUGGCUGACCACUUUGAUCACAAUCUUACCUCAGCAGAAUACAAUUAACCUUCAACAGCUCAGUUCACCCCCCCUUCUUGAUUUUCUAUCGUCUGGAAAUGUUUGGGUUGGGCGAGGGAAUGGGAUGUUUAUCGAGCUGGAUAUCUGCAUGCGAGGGGAAGAAUUGGGACGCGACCAGCUCCAAGAGUUGGCCCACAGUAUCGUCAAUGCCCCGGCGUGGGAGCAGUUCAACCUUCAACCUUCCUUACCAUUCGCACCCUUGGUCGACGGCAAAAUCCAGAUCAACAUUAGCCAUGCUCGGGGCGAGUCCAAUCCGCAACCGAAGAAAAGCCACCGCCUCGGCGCAAACGUCCCUUCCGCAGACGCGAAGCCACCGGAAGGCGUAUGUGCCCUUCUUCUCCAAUCAGUCCAGUUCUCCAUGGUCAUCGCCGAAGUCAGAGAUCGCGCACAGUUAUCGAGACACAAACGGACGAAGAGGAAAGCCACACAUAACCCAAGUGACCCCGAAGAUGCAGCCCUUCGGCUUGAUAGUGAUGAGGACACAGAUAUCCUGUUUCAAGAGGAUCCGGCCAUCGUCCAAGACCGGGACAGCGAGCGAACGCCUGCCAAAUCUGCUCAGAACAGAAAGCGGCAACGACCCUCAACUGUCCCGGCCAGAACAUGGAAUCCUCAGCCACCGUCCGGCCCUGUUCACAAUGGAAAGCGAAAGCGAUAUGUGACAAUUUCAAGCGGACUGCCCGCUGCCGCGUCCACCGCCUCAGCGUCAGACUCAGAUCACAUCCUAGCCAUGGUUGACGCCGCUAUACGACUCUCCGUAUGUAAUACUUUGGGAAGGCUGACGAAUGGGCUCAAGAUCAAGGCGAACACUUUCACCGAAGGGCUUGCUGAGAUAGCCCCAGCGUUAUGGCAUCCAGGGUAUCUGCAAGCAUUAUCCCAAAGAGCUCAUUUCUUUCCAACGCUCAGCCUCUCUCUUAGUCGAGCUAGGUUUAGGGCGAACUCGGCCACAUUACGGGCGAAGCUCGCUGCACUUCGCAGCCCUCUGCCUCGCCACGGGGAAGAUGGACUCUGCCUUGAUUCAGCCGACCUGUUUGGCGUGAACAACUCUUCCCCCUCUGUGGCUGCCCGUCUUUGGAUCCAUACCCAGAAGGAUCUACUCUCCAGGGUUUCGGUAGGGCAAUUACAGCCUUUCUGUGCUUCCAGAACGCAGACUUCGUCAGCGCUAGAUCUAGACGAGAUACUCGAGGAGUACCAAGCACGCGGGGAAGUACAUCCUGCUGGGGUUUCGCCAAAUGAACUUCCGAAUCCGGAUGGGCUCGGGUCCCUGUACGACGAUGAAUUGUUCGAUGAACCCGCAACCGGCGUAUCCGGGCAUAGCAGCAUUCUAUCAGCCCGGGACUCUUGUAGAAAUACAGAUUCAUUGUCAGCACCCCUCGACCACGAUGACGAUCUGCUGUUUCCUUCAAACGGGCCGGCUCCAAACCCGGGAAAGACCCUAAUCACGAGACGUCUUCCGAUGAACUCUGAGGCCGAAGGGACUAGUCAUCGCUGCUUUGCACAUAAACGUCUCAAUAUCGACUAUAGGUACCAUUCUCCAGCAGAACAGAAACAAAGAAACGGCAGCCCGGAUAACGAAAUGCUUUUCUCGCCGAUAGAUCCUGAUGAUGAUAUGCUAUUAGAGGGAGACUCCCGGUGCGGCAUUGGCAACGAGAACAACGGUGGGCUGGACGUCGGAUCAAUCGAGCAGAGCACAGCCACCAGAAUUCUUGUCUCCGCUUCAUGAACGUCCACUCCGUCAGAGUAUCCUCAUCCGCACGUACAUAAUUGAGAUCCGGUUAAAUCCCAUCCAACAUAUACCCUCCGCGGAGAACGGAGAGGAGCUUCUUCAGGAAUAGCUUACAGAAAAGGUUUUCGGUCGGUGUUUCAUGGACUCCGUGGGGAAAAGGAUAGUCUUCUGGUCAAGGCGCCUUACAGCCGGCCAGUCGUGCCUCCCUCGGCGCGCUCCCCGGUCAUCGGUCACUUGCGCAAUCGCUUCGACCCAACAUGCUCAGGAGUCAGGACACCUCCAGGGCUGUUGCAACAUUUUGGAUCGACGGUCUUCGCCUUUUC
Molecule: messenger RNA, 2461 nt
Organism: Trematosphaeria pertusa
Lineage: Eukaryota; Fungi; Ascomycota; Dothideomycetes; Pleosporales; Trematosphaeriaceae
Exons: 3
Coding region: 294-2135 (613 amino acids)
Source: RefSeq, a predicted model, not a curated record